UGUCAAACCUCUUGUCAAACCAAUAUCAAAAUCAAACCGUGUCAAAUUCACGUCAAUCGAUCAAAUCAACUUUGUGAAGAACUUUAGGUACACAAUCAAAAAUUUAAAGAACGGCCCCCUAAAGCACUCAUCAAGAUUUGAAGAAUUGUAAAGAAAAGCCAGCAAAAUGACGGAUUCAAAAUAUUUUACAACUACGAAGAAAGGAGAGAUCUUUGAGUUGAAAUCUGAACUUAACAGCGACAAGAAAGAGAAGAAAAAAGAGGCCGUCAAAAAAGUCAUAGCUUCAAUGACAGUUGGCAAAGAUGUCUCAGCAUUAUUCCCCGAUGUUGUGAACUGCAUGCAGACUGACAACUUGGAGCUCAAGAAGCUGGUAUACUUGUACCUGAUGAACUAUGCCAAGUCUCAGCCCGACAUGGCCAUUAUGGCUGUUAACACUUUUGUCAAGGACUGCGAGGAUUCCAACCCGUUGAUCCGCGCGUUGGCCGUCCGCACAAUGGGAUGCAUCCGAGUGGACAAGAUAACGGAGUACUUGUGCGAGCCACUAAGGAAGUGCUUGAAGGAUGAAGACCCGUAUGUGAGAAAGACGGCGGCCGUGUGUGUCGCGAAGCUGUAUGAUAUCUCGUCCAGUAUGGUUGAAGACCAGGGUUUUCUAGAACAGCUGAAGGAUCUGCUGAGCGAUUCAAACCCCAUGGUGGUCGCUAACGCCGUGGCGGCUCUCUCCGAGAUCAAUGAAGCCAGUGUAUCGGGGCAUCCGCUUGUUGAGAUGAACGCAUCGACAAUCAACAAGUUGCUGACGGCGUUAAACGAAUGUACGGAGUGGGGGCAAGUGUUCAUACUAGACGCGUUGUCUAACUACUCUCCGCGGGACGCCCGCGAAGCGCAUUCCAUCUGUGAGCGUAUCACCCCACGACUGGCACACGCCAACGCUGCCGUCGUACUGUCAGCUGUGAAGGUACUAAUGAAGCUGAUGGAGAUGGUGUCAGAUGACACCGAGCUGGUCAGCACGUUGUCUCGCAAACUAGCGCCCCCGCUGGUGACUCUCCUCAGCGCCGAGCCCGAGGUCCAAUACGUGGCCCUUCGCAACAUCAACCUGGUGGUCCAGAAACGGCCGGAGAUCCUCAAGCAUGAGAUGAAGGUGUUCUUCGUAAAAUACAACGACCCAAUCUACGUGAAAUUGGAGAAAUUGGACAUCAUGAUCCGCCUGGCGUCGCAGGCCAAUAUCGCGCAAGUUCUUGGAGAAUUGAAGGAAUACGCCACCGAAGUGGAUGUGGACUUCGUGAGGAAGGCUGUCAGGGCUAUUGGCCGGUGCGCUAUUAAGGUGGAGCCAUCAGCCGAGCGUUGCGUGUCCACCCUGCUGGAGCUGAUCCAGACUAAAGUGAACUACGUGGUGCAAGAGGCCAUAGUGGUGAUCAAGGACAUCUUCCGCAAGUACCCCAACAAGUACGAGAGCAUCAUCAGCACGCUCUGCGAGAACUUGGACACGCUGGACGAACCCGAGGCCAGGGCUUCUAUGGUUUGGAUAGUGGGUGAGUACGCGGAACGUAUCGACAACGCCGACGAACUGCUGGACUCGUUCCUAGAAGGUUUCCACGAUGAGAAUGCUCAGGUGCAACUGCAACUACUUACGGCGGUGGUGAAACUGUUCCUGAAGCGACCCGCCGACACUCAGGAGUUAGUACAACACGUCCUCAGUCUCGCCACGCAGGACUCUGACAACCCCGAUCUCAGGGACCGGGGCUUCAUCUACUGGCGCCUCCUAUCUACCGACCCUGCCGCUGCCAAGGAAGUGGUGUUAGCUGACAAACCUCUCAUCUCCGAGGAGACGGACCUGUUAGAGCCCACUCUACUGGACGAGCUCAUCUGUCAUAUCAGCUCUUUAGCAUCCGUUUACCACAAGCCUCCCACUGCGUUUGUUGAAGGUCGCGGCGCGGGCGUGCGCAAGUCGCUGCCGGCGCGCGGCGCGGCGCCCGAGGAGGCGCACGCGCAGCCCACCGUCAUACCCAACCAGGAGUCUCUGAUCGGCGAUUUGUUGUCUAUGGAUAUUGGCGCUCCGCCUGCGCCGGCGCCGCAAGCUAACCUCGACUUACUUGCUGGAGGGCUCGAUGUAUUGCUGGGCGGCGGCACCAGCUCGCCGGCGCCGAGCAGCGCGGGGCUGCUGACGGACAUCUUCGGCGCGCCCGCCGCCGCCGGGUUCGCGCCGCCGCGCCAGUGCUGGCUGCCCGCCGACAAGGGGAAAGGCCUGGAGAUCUGGGGCACGUUCAGCCGCCAGAACGGGCAGCCGCGCAUGGAGAUGACGUUCACCAACAAGGCCAUGCAGGCCAUGAGCGGGUUCGCCAUACAGCUCAACAAGAACAGUUUCGGCGUGUACCCGGUGGGCGGGCUGUCGGUGGGCGCGCUGGCCGCCGGCGCGAGCGCAGACGCGCCGCUCGCGCUCGCCACCAGCGGGCCCGUGCAGAGGAUGGAGCCGCUCAACAACCUGCAGGUCGCGAUAAAGAACAACGUAGACGUAUUCUACUUCGCGUGCCUCAUUCCAGUCCAUAUCCUGUUCACUGAAGACGGACAGAUGGACAAACGCCUGUUCCUAGCGACCUGGAAGGAGAUCCCGGCCGCAAACGAGGUCCAGCACACAUUAUCCAACGUCAUCGGAAACGCUGACUCCAUCGCACAGAAAAUGACUCUCAACAAUAUCUUUACCAUCGCAAAACGAAACGUAGAAGGACAAGAUAUGCUUUACCAGUCCCUCAAACUUACCAAUCAAAUAUGGGUACUACUGGAGUUGAAACUACAGCCUGGCAACCCUGAAGCGACUUUGAGUCUCAAGUCUCGAACAGUAGAGGUCGCCACUUGCAUAUUCCAAGCUUAUGAAGCAAUCAUAAAAUCGUAAUCUCCCCACGUUAAUGAUAUGUAUAUUUUGGUCAAGAUUAUAGUAUUCCAUAUAAGCGUAUUAUAAAAAGACUUUGUACGACUGUAAAUCGCAUAUGGUUAAGUAUGAAUGUUUAUGUAUGUUGCAAUGAAAUUAUAAUGUAGUCCAUAGCGAGUUAUGUGAUACCAUAAAUCACUGCUGUGUUGAAAAGCGUUUAUUUAAUAAAUAUAAUGUUAUACACAAUA
Amyelois transitella is the source of this 3108-nucleotide messenger RNA. It is a transcript of the gene AP-1-2beta, whose product is annotated as AP-1 complex subunit beta-1. Bases 167 to 2884 code for a protein of 905 amino acids. NCBI's taxonomy places the organism in Eukaryota, Metazoa, Arthropoda, Insecta, Lepidoptera, Pyralidae. The transcript has 18 exons. Gene Ontology annotation, molecular function: clathrin binding. Gene Ontology annotation, cellular component: clathrin adaptor complex; membrane coat. The record is from RefSeq and is a predicted model, not a curated record. Gene Ontology annotation, biological process: vesicle-mediated transport; intracellular protein transport.